Molecule: messenger RNA, 2265 nt
Organism: Salpingoeca rosetta
Lineage: Eukaryota; Choanoflagellata; Craspedida; Salpingoecidae
Product: mbre TPR repeat protein
Exons: 3
Coding region: 6-2117 (703 amino acids)
Molecular function (GO): protein binding
Source: RefSeq, a predicted model, not a curated record
CCACGAUGUUCUCCUGCUGUCGCCGCCACUCCUCGUCCACCACUCGCGACCCAGAGCCAGCCGAAGCACGACAGAAAGGAGGCGAGCUCGCCGCUUCAACGGCCGCUGUUGACGUGGUGAAUGAGACGCCAGUGUCAAGCACCGCGAAGCCACAACAGCCGCCUACCAGCGAAGAAGAGCAGCAAGGCGACGAUGGCGAAGACGCAAAGGGCGUGACACAAUACCAAGCGCAUCCAGCACCGACCACUUCAACUACUGUUUCUGCCGAGGACGAACAUGCGAUUCGCAAGGAAGGCGUGUCGCCUGCUGGGCUGCGCCAGUUCCUUGCCGAUCUCAAGGCAGCACACCCAGACACGUACCAGGAGAUGACCACCAAAGAGGCGUGCGACAGCGUGGUGAUCCCACGCACCAAGGCGAAGCAGUGUGCGUAUGUCGACGUCAUGGAUUCACAGCACGUGGGCAGGAAGGCGACCGUGUUUGUGUCGCACGCGUGGCGCUACAAGAUCGUGGACGUGAUUGGCACCCUCCUGGAGUUUGCAGGCGAGCAAGGCGAGGACGACGGCGAAGACGAAGCGCAAGUGUUCUUCUGGUUCGAUCUCUUCAUCAACAACCAGAACACGGACAUCACAGCCAACCUUCCUCAAGAGUGGUGGAGCACAACGUUCAAGAAGUCCAUUGCUGCGAUUGGCCAUGUGCUGCUGGUGUUGACACCGUGGCACGACCCCGUGCCGCUGACACGGGCAUGGUGCCUGUGGGAGAUCUUCUGCAGCGCAAGUCAGGAAGACGUGCAACUCACCAUCCGGCUGCCGAACGCACAGCGAGACGCGCUGAAGGAGGCCGUGCUGGAGGAUCACGAGGCCGUAACAGACGCAAUGGUGCGCGUGCAGGCCGAGCGGGCAGACGCCUGGGACCCCAAGGACAAGGAGAUGAUCUUCAAGGCAAUCGAGGACGGCGUUGGCUUCCUACACUUGAACAAGGUGGUCAAGGACCAGAUGCGGAACUGGUGCUUCUCAGAGAUGCUCUCCUUUGUGGAGCCAGCUGAUGACGAGCAGGCUGAUACGCCCCAGUUUGCGCGCCUCUGCUACUACGUUGGUGCAUCCCUGUUGAAGGCUGGUGACUUUGAUCACGCGUUGCCGCUGCUCGAGCGAGCGCUGGACGCGUGCUUGAGAGACUAUGGGCCAACGCACGAGAACGUUAUCGCUGCUUACGGCGCGAUUGGCCAGGUGUUCAAGAACAAGGGCGAGCACGACAGAGCCAUUGAGUGUUUCGAGAAAAUCCUGCAGAUCAAGUUGGACACAUUGGGCGACAAAGACCCAUCCACAGCAGCCACAUUCCACGAGCUCGGCCAAGUGCACAGCAGGAAAGGGGAAUACGAUCGCGCAAUCCACUGCUACGAACAGAGCCUGCAGAUCAAGCUGGGCACGGUGGGCAAGACGCAUCCCUCCACAGCCACCACGCAGGCCUCCCUUGGCCAGGUGCACAGCGCCAAGGGCGAGUACGAUCGCGCCAUCCAGUUGUUCAGGCAAAGCCUCCAGAUUACGUCGGCGGCAUUGGGCGAGAGGCACCCAGAAACAGGCACCCUGUACAAUUGUCUUGCUCAGACUUACAACAGGAAAGGCGAGUAUGGACGCGCUGCGGAGUAUUAUGGCGAGGGCCUGCGCAUUCAGGUGGAUACGCUGGGCGAGCUGCACCCAAGCACAGCGAGCACCUUCAACGAGCUUGGUGUGGUGCUCUACAACAGCGGCAAGUAUGACCGUGCGAUUGAGUGCUUCAACAAGGCGCUGCACACCUACGAGGACACGUUGGGGAAGACACACGCGCAGGUGGCAACAACAUGCGCCAACUUGGGUCAGGUGUUCAACAGCAAGGGUGAGGCAGACCGCGCCAUCCACUACUAUGAGCGAAGCCUGCACGUCAAGGUGGAGGCGUUGGGCGAGCUGCACCCCUCCACAGCAGCCGCAUAUCUGACUGUGGGUGUCCUGUACAAGAACAAAGGCGACACUGCACGUGCCAGGGAGCUGAUUCAACACACUGUCGACAUCUGGACAGCCACGGUUGGUCCCAAUCACGCCAGCACCAAAGCUGCCCGGGAAUGGCUAGCUGAGCUCGUCGAUUGACUGAGCUGGCAGCAGUGAGGGAGAGAGAGAGUGUGUGUGUGUGCGUAUGUGAGGAGUGAGUGAGUGUGUGAUUGAGUGAGUGAGUGUGUGAGUGAGUGAGUGAGUGAGUGAGUGCGUGUGUGUGUGUGUGUGUGUGUGUGUGAGUGAG